GAAUACUUUAAUAAAAUGAAACGUCAUACUGUUUCCACAUUCUGUCACUUUUAGAGUGUAGCUUGUAUUUCUGUUUAAAUUUAAACCGUAGUAUAUAAUCAAAAUGUCGAAUUUACCGGCUAUUUGGAAAGAAUUUAUGAAGCCUUUAAAAUUAAUGGAAACUCAGAUGAAAGCAGCAGAAGAAUUUUUUCGACCAAAAGUGUUAGAACUGAUGGACUUAGAUAAAAAUGAAAUUACUCAUGGAAAGGACAAGGUAGAAAUGAAGAUGCGAAUGCCGGAAUUUAAACCAGAAGAAAUUGUGGUUAAAACAGUUAAUGGAAAUUCGAUCGAAGUGGAAGCUAAACAAGUACAAACAAGUGAUGAUAAAAAUAGACAUACAACUGCUAAAUACAUCAGAAGGAGAUUCAUUCUACCAUUUGGGACAGACAUUAAAAAUGUUUCCUCUACAUUGUCAAGCGACGGUACAUUAACCAUAACUGCUCCAAGAAAAAUGGAAGAUAUUAAUGAGAAAUUGAUACCGAUCGUUGUUGAAAAACGUAAAGACAGCCUCGUAAAAUUGAAAAGUGGGGAAAAUAAUUAGUUAUUGAAGAUAAAUGGUCAAUUAUGAUAUGGAAUUUUGGUAUUUCAACAAUUUUAUCAAAAAUAUUUUGUAAUUAUGAAUUGGGUAUUUUUAAAUGAUAAUUUGUGAUUAAUAAAAUCUUAGUAGCAGGA
Diorhabda carinulata is the source of this 711-nucleotide messenger RNA. RefSeq names its product alpha-crystallin B chain-like. Gene Ontology annotation, molecular function: protein folding chaperone. The record is from RefSeq and is a predicted model, not a curated record. Bases 104 to 580 code for a protein of 158 amino acids. The transcript has a single exon. Gene Ontology annotation, biological process: response to heat; protein refolding. Lineage: Eukaryota; Metazoa; Arthropoda; Insecta; Coleoptera; Chrysomelidae.